GCGGGGCUGGGGGCGGCGGCGGCAGCCGGCGGCGUGGUGCGCUCUGCGGGCUGCUCGGGAAGUGCCCCCCCCCCGGGGCCGCCGCGACCCCCGGUGGCGCUGUGCCUCCUGCCUCUCCCCGCCCCGCACGGCCGCGCCGCUCGGAGCCCCGGCGGUGGGGAGGCGGUGCGAGGCAUGAAGCUGAGCAAAGCCCAGUACGAUGAAAUAGCGCAGUUCCUGGGGCACGUGCAGCCCACCCGGCAGAGCCUGCGGAAGCUGAAGGAGAAGUUCCCUAGUCAAUCGCAGUCCACUCUGCUGAGCAUCUUCUCCCAGGAGUACCAGAAACAGAUCAAAAGAACACAUGCCAAGCAUCACACUGCUGAAGCUGCUGAAACUUACUACCAAAGGUACCUGAAUGGGGUGAUGAAAAAUGCAGCUGCCCCUGUGUUACUGGAGCUGGCCAAUGAGGUGGACUUUGCCCCAUCAUUGAUGGCCCGUAUUGUGUUAGAAAGAUUUCUGCAAGAACGGGAACAAGCCAUCCCAUCCAAAACUCUUAUUAAUAGUAUGCUACGGGACCCUUCUCAGAUUCCAGAUGGAGUUCUAGCAAAUCAAGUCUAUCAGUGUACUGUGAAUGACUGUUGUUAUGGACCACUGGUGGACUGCAUCAAACAUGCUAUUGGGCACGAGCAUGAAGUCUUGCUGCGAGAAAUGCUUUUGGAAAAAAAUCUCUCUUUCAUAGCUGAAGAUCAGCUGCGUGCAAAAGGUUAUGACAAAACACCAGACUUUAUUUUAGAAGUGCCAGUAGCUGUUGAAGGACACAUAAUUCACUGGAUUGAAAGCAAAGCCUCAUUUGGUGAUGAAAGUAGCCACCAAGCCUACUUGCAGGACCAGUUUUGGAGCUACUGGAAUAGAUUUGGCCCUGGAUUAGUGAUCUACUGGUAUGGAUUUAUUGAAGAGCUGGACUGCCAUCGUGAACGUGGUAUCCUGCUAAAAGACUGCUUUCCUACUGACAUUGUGACUCUGCGACACAGCAUGGCUCAACGCUGAUGGUGGGAGGAAGAGGUAAAUCCGGAAGCAAUUUUACUUUCCUGCAGUGUAAACUAAUAGCAGCAUCUGCCCUGAACUUCAGCUGAACUCCUGCUGCCCGUGCUUAUGCUACUGCCUCUUUACACAAACAUAUCAAGAGUUUCUGUUUUGCUUCAGACCUCUGUUGUGAUCAGCCAAAAACGACAGACACAACCCACUCAUUAUCAGCAUUUCUGUCUCUGUCAAACAGCUAGUUCCUAGAUACUCAUAAUCUUCCUUCCUUCCGGAUGGCUUCUUUGAGCAUUCUAAACAAAGAAAAAAGUGCAGAGGAUGAAAGGUGCAACUUUUAGUUCUUAUUCCUGUUGCAGAGUCACCUUUAAAAAUAAGGGACUUUAUGGUUUCACUCACAAGUUUAUUCAGUGUUAGUGAUCUGGCUGAAACACCUACACGGUGGUGGAAAACUGGUAAAGGCUGUUAUUCUGGGGCUUAAAACAAUACAGUGCAUAGCUCAUAAAGCCCAACUGUUAGGACAGGAUCAUGUAACUUCUGGCUCGUACAGUAAAAAGCCAGAUUUUUAGAGAAUAAUUAGUGUAUGUUUCCUUGCUGUCUCAUUGCUUUAAAAAAAAAAAAAAGAAUCCCAAGUUAACUAUUAAAAAAAUAACUAGAGUUAGGGGAUUUUUAGGGAGUGGAAGUGAAAAGCAAGGAUUCAUUUUAUGUAUAUGAGCCUGUGAACUUUGUGGUAUGUAGUCAUGUUUUUUUAUAAAAAGUUUAAUGAUGCCAAAAUAACUUGUGUUUUGUCUUCCCUUCUCUCUCUCCCCACCCAAGAAUCCAUACCUAGGAGUUGUUCUCUUAAGUAGUGAAUCUGUCUUAAACCCCUGUAGGUACUGUAACACGCAAUUUUCUGGUAUACUGAAGUCUAGAAGAACAAUGUGCAGGGGCUCUCUAUGUGGGUUACUUUUGAAGAAGAUUAUCUUGCUGGUGUUCAAGAAGGGGAGUAGAAAAAAGAUAAAACAGUGCUUCUUAUGGGACAGAUAAAGCAUACAAGUGGGCUUAAGUUUCCUGAGUACUCAUGUAUUCUUGUAAGAUAAUUAUUUUUCUCUUGUUGGAACCACUAUGAUUGGAAAUACACUGAGGUGGGCGUUAGCCCCCCUUGAAAUUUUGAGAGGUUCAAUCUAAUUUUCUUUCUAUACUCAGCACCACUCAGGGAGCAAUAUUUGGACUCAGUUUUGCUCUGAGUUAGAGAUCUCUUAAUAAAUAGUGCCAAGCCCAGCAGCUGUUUUCAUUACUCUUUUCUUUGCUAACAGACAUUCAAGACAGGACAAAAUAUUUUCAGAAGUCAGCAAGAGUUUCUCUGUAUGUUCCCAUGUCCAGAUUUCAACAGCAGUAAGGCAGAGGUACAGAUUCUGUUGUGGAAUUAGAGGUGUAUUAACAGUCCCCUUAAAGCACAAGUUUAUAACCUCUUCCAUAAGGAAAGGGUCUUUAAAACAUUACUGUGCAUAUUCAUCAUCUUUUUUCAGUUGAGGUGAUACUUUGUGCAUCGGUAUGACUUCAGAAAUCACAUGCAGACUUUCUGCAGUCUCACCUUGAGUUUAAAGAAAGGAUAUUAAUUUUUUUUAGAUGCAUGCACAGUAUUUUUAUUUUGAAUUUUUAGUUCUCGCUUUAACACUUUCUAGUAAGCUUUAAAGAGGAGUUUAUCAUUUUGACAAAUUUUUCAUUGUCAGAAAAAAAAUAUCUUUAGUCUUCCAAGUGCUCUUUUCCUUGCUGAGAGAUAAGCUAGUUUAGCCCCACUACAAUGAGCAAUUGGCAUGGAGAGAUUAUUUGCUUGGUUUUGAAUGUGUUCUAGUGAAAAGAUUUAUUUAAAAAAAUAUUCAAACACCUGCAACUCAUUUAUGUUCAACUAUUUAAGGUACUGUGCUUAGCUUAUUUUACCUGACCAGCUUUAUGGAUCUGCACAUAAAGAUGCACAGAAGCAAUCUGUGAAGUGUACCUGCUUGAUGCUACACAGAAGCUGCAGUUAGGGUGUUGCUGCCCCUGGGACUUUUAACUGUGGAUUAGGUUAGUGGCAUGUGUAAAAUCAAGAAGAGAGUAAAAAAAGUAAUAACUGCGCAUUAUUGUAGGAGAAAAUUCAGAAGUAAUGGUUGUUUAAGUGAAAUAGGUUUUAAGGGCAAACUGAAUUUGUUUUAGCUAGUGCAUAUGCUUUCUGUUGUAUGAAAUCAUUUAAAUCAGCUUUUACAUGAUGCACUAAUGCUGUUUUUUCUUUUUGAAUAAAUUAAAUUUAUCUGCACAGAUGUUGAAAAUUCUGCUCAACCUCCAUCAAAGCUUUGCUUUAUUUGUUUUUACAUUAAACAAAUUUAUGUGGGGACACACAGAUAAAUCAGGUUAGGCUUGUAUUUGUUUAUUUAUUCCUCUACCUAAUGCUGUGACAUAACAGGUUGGAAAGCAGUACAGCUGUCUUUAAUCAAAGUUUUGACCUCAUCUUUAUAUAUAUUGCCCCCUUUAAGAAUCUUGGUAUUAGAAUGAAGUUGAAAUAAGCCACAAAAAUGUGCAUACUGUGCUAAUUUAAUUAAAUGUGAUCAAGCAAGCUUUGCCACCACAAAAAAUUAUGCUGUGUCAGUACUUUAAAUGCUGGAAACAGGACAUCAUAAAAAUUAAAACUACAUUGUUAUUCCAACUUGUAUCUUGCAAGAAAACCUCCUUUGUGUAUUUUCUGUUUAUCGGAUGUAAACGUUAACUUAAGUAUUAAAGAGGAGAGACUACUG
Cygnus olor (mute swan) is the source of this 3764-nucleotide messenger RNA. RefSeq names its product CDAN1 interacting nuclease 1 (gene CDIN1). Gene Ontology annotation, biological process: erythrocyte differentiation. Lineage: Eukaryota; Metazoa; Chordata; Aves; Anseriformes; Anatidae. The transcript has 11 exons. The coding region runs from base 175 to 1026 and encodes 283 amino acids. The record is from RefSeq and is a predicted model, not a curated record. Gene Ontology annotation, cellular component: nucleus; cytoplasm.